Osmerus eperlanus (European smelt) is the source of this 5019-nucleotide messenger RNA. RefSeq names its product CREB-binding protein-like. NCBI's taxonomy places the organism in Eukaryota, Metazoa, Chordata, Actinopteri, Osmeriformes, Osmeridae. Gene Ontology annotation, molecular function: transcription coactivator activity; histone acetyltransferase activity; chromatin DNA binding. The transcript is spliced from 16 exons. Gene Ontology annotation, cellular component: histone acetyltransferase complex; transcription regulator complex. Gene Ontology annotation, biological process: positive regulation of transcription by RNA polymerase II. The record is from RefSeq and is a predicted model, not a curated record. Bases 1969 to 4620 code for a protein of 883 amino acids.
AAGCCCUGGGUAUUCUUCUCCGCCUUUGAGAAAAUAAAAGCUGAAACGCUCGGUUUUGAAAAUGCUGGUUUUAUGACGCCAUAAGAGUGAAGGUUACCUCCCUUUUCUCUGCUUUGCCCGCACAGAUAAUUUGGCCCACCAAUGAAAAAAUGAGCUACGACCGUGCGAGCGCGAUAUUGGUUUUCCUCGAGACAUCAUGGCUUGCAAACGACCGAAGCAUGGCAGUUAGCCCCCCCCCCCCCUCUUUCUUCCUCAUAGAAUUUAAAGCUACAGAAACAGCACGUCCUGAGGAAAGCUCAUUGUGGGACUGCUCGUAGUGGCUGUAAUUCUGCACCAAGGCUGAAUUUCGGGAAAGAAACUUCCGAUACAGUAUUAGGGGACCACUAAGGCCUAUAUAAAAGCAUCCAAAGACAGCAUGUCAUGGGAUCUUUAAGUCAUAGAGGUUAGAACAAUUUUUACACCGGAUUGCCCAAUAUCUUCGUUUGAUCCAACUUUUCAACUGAGGCUGCUAUAGCUUAUCACUAUUCCCUCUUGCAGGGGACAUGAGAAGACAACCGUUUCUUCUGCACUUCACUUUUUGUAUUCUGAAUUGUAAAUGAGCAGCAACAAAUGUAUGCUUUUAAAUCUAUGCAAUCUUCAUAAAUAAUAAGUAUGCAUUUUUAUUAGAGCUGUGAAAAAUAACGCGUUAACACGUUAUGAUUAAAUUACAGGAUUAAUUCGUUAUUUUUGUUUAACGCAUUAACGUAAUAUCCACAAAUCCACCCAAUCUGCACUUGUCGCUGCUCUAAUGCAGUCAGACGGCAGCUGCUAUCCAAACAAACAAACAACAUGGAUAAUUCUGAUGAACCUGAGGACCUUAUGGGAAGUUUGUGUUCCAAAAAACAAAGAUGGAACAUUCAAUAAAACCAAAGUGAUAUGCACACUCUGCGAGAAGACGUUAUUGUUUCACCAAAGCAAUACCAGCCUAAAGUAGCUACCACCUCAACGCGAAGCAUGCGUUGGUCGGCGAGGGGAGUUCAAGUAAUGCGCCACCCUCACUGAACAGCGUAGGGCCCUCACUAAGACUGCCUGUGACAAGUUGACUAGCACAGGUGCCAAAUGGAUUGCAAAAAGCUGUAGACCGAUUAAUAUUGUUGAGGAUGAGGGGUUCACCGAAGUUUUGCGAGUGGCAACGGGGGACUCGAGCAUCAAAGCACCGCAAAGUCAAAGACUCACACUAAUGACAACAAUUUUGAAAAUCGGUAAUAUGUGAUUAAUCAUGAUUAAUCCACAGAAACCUAUGAUUAAUUUGAUUAACAUUUUUUAUCAUUUCACAGCCCUAAUUUUAUAUAAAAUAUACAGAAAUAUCAGUUGUAAAAGUUACAGUUAAUACACGGACCCAUCUGAACACCCUACAAUUUCCCCAGAAAUUGUACCCUCUCUAGUUAUCAAAGCAAACCUCACCCUACCACCUUAACUAACACAUUUUCUGCGGGAAACCCUGAUGAACCUUUUAUUCAAAAAUUAUGGAAACCAUCAUCAUAAAGAAGUCAAGUUUUUUAAAGAUAUAAUUCGCCUUUUAUGGCUUUAUUUGGACAGAGACAGGAAAAAUAUAGGGGAGAGUGAGACAUGCAGAAAUAUCCUGAGCUGGAACCGAACCUGGGCAGCUGGCUGUGGGCCUCAGCCCAUAUGGUACGUGUCCUACCCAGUGAGCUACCGGGGCGCCCCACACAGAAGAAAUUUAGGGAGUUUGGUGUGGAAGUUGGCAGGGUGGCAUACAAGUUACUUUAUAGAAUUUAAACUGUCACUUCCAGUUCAGCAACCCUCAUUGAUUGACUUAACUAAACUUACUGUGAAUGCAGACUGAUUUCGUAUCGUCAAACAGCUACGCCGUAACAGUACAGUUAAGUGACUAAACGAUUUCUUGUUCCGUUGUCCUGUCACAUUAAGAAGGAGAAGCCCUUGGGCGACUGGUAUAAGGGCGAGCCAAUGGACACAUCGUCCUCGUCGGGGACGGCCAGCGAGGAAGAGGAGUGGUUGGGGUCUUCAGGCACGCACAGCUCCCCCACCAGUGCUCAGAGUAAGAAGAAGAUCUUCAAGCCUGCGGAGCUGCGGCAGGCCCUCAUGCCCACCCUGGAGGCUCUGUACCGCCAGGACCCUGAGUCCCUGCCCUUCAGACAGCCUGUGGACCCCAUGCUGCUGGGCAUCCCGGACUACUUUGACAUUGUGAAGACCCCCAUGGACCUGUCCAGCAUCAAGAGGAAGCUGGACACGGGCCAGUACCAGGAGCCCUGGCAGUACGUGGACGACAUCUGGCUCAUGUUCAACAACGCCUGGCUGUACAACCGCAAGACGUCGCACUUCUACAAAUACUGCUCAAAGCUGGCCGAGGUGUUCGAGCAGGAGAUCGACCCCGUCAUGCAGGGCAUGGGCUACUGCUGCGGGCGGAACUAUGAGUUUUCGCCCCAGACCCUGUGCUGCUAUAGCAAACAGCUCUGCUCCAUCUCCAGGGACGGUACCUACUACAGCUACCAGAACAGGUACCACUUCUGUGAGAAGUGCUUCAACGAGAUCCAGGGAAACAGUGUCACCCUGGGGGACGACCCUGCACAGCCUCAGACGAUGAUUUGUAAAGACCAGUUUGAGAAGAAGAAGAACGACAUGUUGGACCCUGAGCCGUUUGUUGAAUGUAAGGACUGUGGAAGGAAGAUGCACCAGAUCUGCGUGCUGCACAAUGAUGUAAUCUGGCCGUCUGGCUUCAUCUGUGACAACUGUCUGAAGAAGUCGGACAAGAUGAGAAAGGAGAACAAGUUUGCAGCCAAGAGGUUGCAGACCACACGGCUGGGUAUGUACAUCGAGGACCGGGUGAACAAGUACCUGAAGAGGCAGAACCACCCGGAGGCGGGGGAGGUGUUCGUGCGGGUGGUGGCCAGCUCCGACAAGACGGUGGAGGUGAAGCCGGGCAUGAGGACCAGGUUUGUGGACUCUGGGGAGAUGAUGGAGAGCUUCCCCUACAGAACCAAAGCACUUUUUGCCUUUGAGGAGAUCGACGGCGUGGACGUGUGUUUCUUCGGCAUGCACGUCCAGGAGUAUGGCUCUGAGUGCUCCUUCCCCAACACCAGGCGGGUGUACAUAUCGUACCUGGACAGUAUCCACUUCUUUAAGCCCCGCGGGUUGAGGACGGCCGUCUACCACGAGAUCCUGAUUGGCUACCUGGAGUAUGUCAAGAAACUGGGGUACGUGACGGGUCACAUCUGGGCGUGUCCCCCCAGCGAGGGUGACGACUACAUCUUCCACUGUCACCCCAUGGACCAGAAGAUCCCAAAGUCCAAACGACUGCAGAAGUGGUGCAAGAAGAUGCUGGACAAGGCCUUAGCUGAGAGGAUCCUGCACGACUACAAGGACAUCUUCAAACAGGCGACGGACGACUGCAUCACCAGUGCCAACGAGCUGCCGUACUUCGAGGGCGACUUCUGGCCCAACGUGCUGGAGGAGAGCAUCAAGGAGCUGGAGCAGGAGGAGGAGGAGCGCAAGAAGGAGGAGCACACAGCCUCCUGUGACACCCCUGAGGGAACCCAGGGCGACACCAAGAACGCCAAGAAGAAGAACAACAAGAAGACCAAUAAGAACAAGAGCAGCGUGAGCCGGGCCAGUAAGAAGAAGCCGGGGAUGCCCAACGUGGCCAAUGACCUCUCCCAGAAGCUGUACGCCACCCUGGAGAAGCACAAGGAGGUGUUCUUCGUCAUCCACCUGCACGCGGGCCCCAGCGUCAACACCCUGCCCCCCAUCAUGGACCCCGACCCCCUGCUGACCUGCGACCUGAUGGACGGCCGCGACGCCUUCCUGACGCUGGCGCGGGACAAGCACUGGGAGUUCAGCUCGCUGCGGCGCUGCAAGUGGAGCUCCAUGUGCAUGCUGGUGGAGCUGCACAACCAGGGCCAGGACCGCUUCGUCUACACCUGCAACGAGUGCAAGCACCACGUGGAGACACGCUGGCACUGCACCGUCUGCGAGGACUUUGACCUCUGCAUCAUCUGCUACAACGCCAAGGGCCACGAGCACCAGAUGGUGAAGUGGGGCCUGGGCCUGGACGACGACAGCAACAGCCAGGGCGGCGAGGCGUCCGAGUCCCCCGAGGAGAGCCGGCGCCUCAGCAUCCAGCGCUACAUCCAGUGCCUGGUCCACGCCUGCCAGUGCCGCAACGCCAACUGCUCGCUGCUGUCCUGCCAGAAGAUGAAGCGCGUGGUGCUGCACACCAAGGGCUGCAAGCGCAAGACCAACGGUGGCUGCCCCGUGUGCAAGCAGCUGAUCGCCCUGUGCUGCUACCACGCCAAGCACUGCCAGGAGAACAAGUGCCCUGUGCCCUUCUGCCUCAACAUCAAGCACAAGCUGAGGCAGCAGCAGCUGCAGCACCGCCUCCAGCAGGCCCAGAUGCUGAGGAGGAGGAUGGCCAGCAUGCAGGGGGUAGGCCAGCCCCCCCCAGGACCAGGGGGGGACGGGGGACUAAGCCUGGGCUCCCUCGGAAUCGUACCUGGGGGCCAGCCCAGCACCCCCAACUUGAACCCCCCCAGCCAGAUUGACCCCAGUUCCAUCGAGCGGGCCUAUGCAGCCCUGGGCCUCACCUACCAGUUACUUUUUUAGAACUUCUGUCACUUCCAAUUUAGCAACCCUGAUUUAUUGACUUAACUACACUUACUGUUGAAUGCAGGGAAAUAUGAAGUCAGUGCCAGAGCUCAUCAGUCUGGUGCUAAUCUUAAAUACUAACCUCUAGAAACUGUAGAGACCUUUUUCUCACACUUAAUGCACCAUAUAUCUGUUCUUAUCACAAAUAAAGGUAAUAUCGUCCAACCCUGAUUGUUGGUCCAUCCCUAAUUUAACAAGGCAGUGGUCACUGAGAAUGUCUUAUUUUCUGACUGAUCUAUCCAGUCAGUGAGAACUAGUCCCCUAGUCCAAUCACAUUAACCCCCUUCUCCUCUCCACUUCUCCCCCUCCAUCUCCAGGCCUCCCAGCAGCCCUCAGGCAUCGGAGGCGUGGCCGUAG